AUGCGUCGGCAGGGUGCGAUGCGCGGGGCAGCUGGCAGGGCGCUGGCGCAGGGCAGGGCGCUGGCGCAGGGCAGGGCGCUGGCGCAGGGCAGGGCGCUGGCGCAGGGCAGGGCGCUGGCGCAGGGCAGGGCGCUGGCGCAGGGCAGGGCGCUGGCGCAGGGCAGGGCGCUGGCGCAGGGCAGGGCGCUGGCGCAGGGCAGGGCGCUGGCGCAGGGCAGGGCGCUGGCGCAGGGCAGGGCGCUGGCGCAGGGCAGGGCGCUGGCGCACGACAGGGCUGCUGGCGCAGGGCAGGGAGCUGGCGCAGGGCAGGACGCUGGCGCAGGGUAG
Molecule: messenger RNA, 327 nt
Organism: Closterium sp. Yama58-4
Lineage: Eukaryota; Viridiplantae; Streptophyta; Zygnematophyceae; Desmidiales; Closteriaceae
Source: the annotation of a GenBank genome assembly